Coturnix japonica (Japanese quail) is the source of this 438-nucleotide messenger RNA. It is a transcript of the gene H2BK1, whose product is annotated as H2B.K variant histone 1. Gene Ontology annotation, molecular function: protein heterodimerization activity; structural constituent of chromatin; DNA binding. NCBI's taxonomy places the organism in Eukaryota, Metazoa, Chordata, Aves, Galliformes, Phasianidae. The record is from RefSeq and is a predicted model, not a curated record. Gene Ontology annotation, cellular component: nucleosome.
CGGCAGUAAGUGGAUGUUCUGCUUGGGCUUGUGUAGGGAGAGGCUGAAAUGAGUGUAGAAAGUGGGAGGAUGCCUGGUCGUGCUUCCUCCUCUAGCAACAAGAAGUCCAAGAGGAAGCCUAAGAGAAAGGAAACUUAUUCAGUCUAUAUCUACAAAGUACUGAAGCAGGUGCACCCUGACAUUGGAAUCUCCUCCAAGGCCAUGAGCAUCAUGAACUCAUUUGUCAAUGACAUCUUUGAGCGGCUGGCAGUGGAGGCAUCGCGCCUGGUGCAGUACAACCACCACUCCACCAUCACCAGCAGAGAGGUGCAGACAGCCGUGCGGCUCCUGCUGCCCGGUGAGCUGGCCAAGCACGCUGUGUCCGAAGGCACCAAGGCUGUCACCAAGUACACCAGCAGCAAGUGAGGCUGCAUUGCAAUAAAGCCUUCCUGCAUUGAC